Molecule: messenger RNA, 3269 nt
Organism: Patiria miniata (bat star)
Lineage: Eukaryota; Metazoa; Echinodermata; Asteroidea; Valvatida; Asterinidae
Product: protein NEDD1-like
Exons: 14
Coding region: 228-2381 (717 amino acids)
Biological process (GO): mitotic cell cycle; microtubule nucleation
Cellular component (GO): spindle pole; pericentriolar material; ciliary basal body
Molecular function (GO): gamma-tubulin binding
Source: RefSeq, a predicted model, not a curated record
AAUCUGGAAAACUGGCGGUAGUUGGAAACAACUUUUUAUGCGGACAAAAACGUCCACGAAAUAUCCGAGUUGGAUGAAGCAAAUAAUCACUCUUUACGACUGACAUACAGGUCACUGUUUGUAGUCUAAUUUUGAACUACCUGACUGUUCAUGGUCGUCGUGUAGUAUAGCACGCCCUCAUGCCGAUCCCCUGAGCACAUCCAGCACAGAGUCAUCAGAGUCCCACCAUGGAGGAUGGGCUUAAGCUAGCCACCGGCGGGGAUGACAUCAAGCUGUGGGAUGUAGCAGCUAGCUCCGCCCCUUUACAUCAGUUCUGUCCGCAUUCCAGCGCAAUCUCUUCCAUCAGCUGGAGUCAUAACAAUCAGAUAUUAGCGAGUGCAGGGAGUUCGGGGGACAAAGUGGUGCUGACGUUCAUCAAGAAUGCAGCAUCUAACAUCAUCGAAAUAGCAGAAGAGGAGAAGCAAACCUGUGUAGCCUUCAACUCCACCUCCCGCUACCUCCUGACAGGUGGCAAGAAUCGCAUCGUCAGCAUCUGGGAUCUCAAGUCCAGGAAACUCAAGAAAACCUACACAGGCCACCAAGACGCAGUGACCUACACAACGUUUAAUUGGAACGACACCUACAUUGCGUCUGGGUCAGCCAGUGGGGAGAUCCUACUGCACAAUGUGGUCUCUGGUCAGGCCAGCAGCCCGCUACUGGCCCCCAAAGCACAGAGCAUUCGUGGUCUGGAGUACUCCCUCUUCAAGAAAUCCCUCCUGGCCUCUGUGUCGGAUGACGGCGGCCUCACCAUGUGGGACACCAACUCCCGCAAGGCAAUCUCCACGUUCAGGGAUGCCCACCGGGCGCCGGCAACGGCCCUGGUCUUCUCCCCGGUCAACGACAUGCUCCUGAUGAGCACCGGUUUGGACAAGAGGAUUGUAUGCUACGACGUCAUUGGAAAGAGCGUAAUCAAGAGCAUGACGGUGGAGUCACCCUUGACCUCUAUUUCCUGUAUGCACGACGGUGCCACGCUAGCCGUUGGAUCCACGCGAGGCAAGGUCUACAUCUUCGACCUGCGGACGGGGUCCAGCCCUCUCAAGGUGCUGCACGGCCACAAGUCAUCGGUGCAGUGUGUGCAAUUCCAGAACAGCCCAACAACAAGGAGCAAUGGAGUGAGCAGCAAGGGCAGCAAGCCAGUGCAGCCAGUAGCAGGCAGUCGGAAGCUUCCACAGGUGACCCCGGGGGUGGCCAUGGUCAAUCCCACCGUCCAGAGGGGCAGCAUGACGUCCACAGACAUGGAUGCGGGCAAAUCACUGGAAGAAACAAGAGGGAACACGAACCGACCAACGCCCCGGGAGGACAUUGAAAAUCAGGACAUCAUAUCGCCGAUAAGAGAAGGCACAGUGUCUUCGGUCAAGUACCCAGAAAGCAUGGACCGCCUCAGCCGGCCUGACACCAUGGGCAAGGCGGAGGGUACCCCAGCCCAAUCCAGAGACAGCUUACCAGAUUUUUUCUCCCCGCUGUCGGAGAACGCGUCCAACAUCUCUCUAAGGCGGAAUCCGAUUGGCUCGGUCGAAUUAGCGCCACAGCCAUCCCUCAUUGCCCCUCAGCCAAUCACAAAGGGCCUUCCUAAUGACCAGAAUGGUGCUAAUGCCACAUCUUUCAAUCCGGUCUCGCAGCCAUUGCGAACAAGCUCCUUAACCAGUCAGCCGAAAACCACAAGCAAGCCGGAAUUCAGUCUGGACCUGCAGACCCGGCAGGGAACUAGCCCGGUGAGGGAGCGAAGCAAGUCGCUUACGAGUCCACGGACGCCAUUACUGGGGGGCGACUUCCCUGCAGGGGGUGCACUGGAAUUUAACUUGAGCCCCGAGAACGAGUCGGCGAGGUCAGGGAGUGCAGGGUUGUCGGCGACCGCUGGAUUAGGGUCAGGCAGGGUACCGGUGAACACAGGGAUCCACUCCAUGGUGGAAGUGGAUGCCAAGCCAAUUGGUACUGGUGUGACACCACGCAGGGGAGGCUCCCCUGCCCGGGGUCUGUUGGGGGGUUCGUCAGACGCUGCACCCAGAGUCAUGAACGGUAACAUGGGGGCAUUGUCGAGGGUGGGUCCCCCCGUCACCAUCGUCGACCCUAGGGAGGAGGGGUCCAGGCUUGCAUCAGGGGGUGCCGAUCUGCAACCCUUUCAGGUCCAGUUCAUCAAGAACAUGAUCGAUGACUCCUUAGAGGAAUUCAAGGAGUCAUUUCACAGGGAGAUUUUGCAUUUACAACGGGAGAUGGUCCGGCAGUUUCAGAUCCAGCAGAAUGAGAUGCACGAACUGCUCCAGAAGUACUCCGUCAACGAGGGCCUCCUGACGGAGCUGGAGAGAUUGCGGGAAGAAAACAAGAACCUAAAAGCCAAGUACUGACCCUGGAUUGGAACAAAAAUGGAUCCAGUCAACGUAGAUAAACCUUUGGUCUUUCCAACUAAUCCCAGCGUUGUGUUGUGAAGUGUCAAUGCAGGAAGUUGUGCUCAGUGCCAUAUGCAAUUCUGGGUCAAGACGUAUACGGCAUACAAGACUAUGCCACAUGCUGACAUUUAGCCUAGGGGUCAAUUUCACGGCACUGCUAAGCACACAAAUUUGCUGAGCACAAAAAAAGUCUGGCUUAUAAAAGCAGGUUACCAGCUAAAACUCCAUGUGAUUUUCAUGCUAAGCAAACAAAAGCUGAAUACCAAUCACGAGCAAUAGACUAUAUCAUCUCUGUGCAUGCACUAAAGAGGAUGCAGCGAAAGUUGAAAUUAGGAACAGCAAUAGGCUGGUUCCUGGUCAUCAUUUUUCAAGUUUCGAAAAGAGGAAGUCCAGGGAGCUAGACUUGAAGUGAGAGCACUUUUAUCUCAACUCUUUUAAAUGUCCUGUUAUCAAACGAUGACAUUUUAAGAGUUGUCGUCAACUGGGAAAGCGUCCUUCAUGGACAGGGGAUGCCCAUGCACAGAGAUGUGUGUACAAACUCCAGCAUUAGAUGAACACACAGCUAAUCAAGCAGUGCAACCUGGCUCUGUCAGAUGAGAUUUGACUUCCACUUGUGUCAUUGCUGUGGAAAGGACUCUGAUCAAACUGAUUUUGUGUUGAAGAAGCAUCUUUAGAUUUGCUAAAAAAACAGGCCUUGCAAGUGGAUUCUGCAAUUUGAAGUCUUGACUGCUAUAAGUCUUUAUUUAUAGGGUGCUGUAACCAUAGAGCUAUAUUAAAUUACUAGAGCGCUAACUCACUGUACACAAUGAAGCCUGCUGGGUGCAUCCAUGUUUGUGCACAAACCUA